AUAGACAAUUAUUUUAGAAUUUAGAUUAAAUCGCGGGACGGCGGGAAAUAAUAUCUUGAAGGUUCUAAGAAAAAAUUUGCUUUUGAUAUUAAUAAAUUAUGUAAAAUAAUAUAUUCAGUUUCUUAAUAAGUUUUUAAUAAAAAUGCCUAAAGCCCUGAGUUUAAAAAAGACUCUGAACAGUCAAGCAAAGAAUCAACAAGCUAUCACGCAGUUUUUCAGAACUGUGCCGCCAAGUCAAGAAAAGAUCUCCCCAGUCAAACAUGAAAAAACAAAAGUUGUAAAUAACUCGCUAAAGAGGAAGGCCGAUUCUCCUAUAAAGAUAAAACAAAACAGUAUUGAAAAAAACCAAACACAAUGUGAUAGUUCAUUGAAAAAGCUUAAAAUAGACAAUAAUUACGGUAAUAAUUUUAUACAGAAUAAUAUGAAUUUGAAAAAUGCACAUGUUUCACCUUCAAAGGAAAGUGUUACGAAAAAAUUGUUCAUUGAUAAAGGUAAUAGAUUAUCAAACUCUAAAAGUGAACAGGAUAAACCAUCAUGUGCAAUAAAUCACAGUAAAGAAGAUAAUGUAUCAAAAUUAUCAUGUAGUCCUAUCAAACAGAAUAGUAAUUCAAAUGAAAAAGAGAACUGUUGCAUUGAAAAAUAUGAAAAAGAGUUGGAAAUGGUUGAAUGUGAUAAUGUAACAAUUUCUCCUAAUGGCGUCCAAUAUAAAUCACCUAAGAAAUUCUUAAAAGCAGCUAUAAGUGUAUCACCAAAAUCUAAAACUUUAACAAGUCAUAACUGUGUCAAUCAGUCACCAUCAAAGAAUGGGUCCACAUCGAAUGCAAUUGAAUGUUUUGAAAAUAGUGAUGAGAUGUUUGAUGAUUGGGAAUUUGAAGCUAAAGAGGACAUCAAAGAAGACUUGGAUUUAAGGGUGAUGCAGAGAUGUGAAGUAAUCUCAAUGGAGAGACACAAUCACAAACUUGAGUUGAAACUUAAAAAUGACAAGAACAAUGUUGGUACAUGUUUUGUUGAGGGUAUUUGGUUAAACACACCAUUGGAAGUCGGUGAAACGGUAGGUGUGCUGGCCCAGCGUGACGUCACAGGCUGCUACACGGUGAAUAACUCCGCUGGUCUGCUGGCUCUGAGGCCUGACCACUUGGUGUCCAGCACGAGCGUGGUCGCCGGUGUCUUCUGCAAACGGAAAGCUGUGCUACAGGAACGGUGGCGGGGGAUCGAUUCGGCUAAUAGCGCGAUGACCAUAGGAAUUCUAAUUCACGAGUUAGUACAAAAGGCCCUCACGCAGAACAUGGCAACCACACGCGAAUUGGAUUCAGUAGCCGAUAAAUUAAUACACGAGUCAAUGCAAAUGUUGUACGACGCGGGUAUAUCAGAGACAGAGGCGCGCUCCAAUAUGCAGAUGUAUAUACAACCUCUCGCUGACUUUAUGCAGACAUACGUAGUUUCAUGUGGGAAAACAUCUCAAAGUGUGAAACGAAAUUGGAAUGGAAAAAUUGAUAAAGUAUUGGACAUUGAAGAAAAUCUAUGCUGUCCACAACUGGGUUUAAAAGGAAAGAUUGAUGCUACUUUACAAGUCUCUUUACAUGAAUGUGGAGAUACUAAAACGGCAAUAGUGCCACUAGAGCUGAAGAGUGGUCGCGCGUCGGUGUCGGCCGAGCACCGCGGGCAGCUCGUGCUGUACGGCAUGAUGCUCAGCCUGCAGCAGCAGCAGGACCCCGCCACUGCGCUGCAGCGAGGCUUGCUGCUGUACCUAAAGGAACGCAUAGACGUACGCGAGGUGAGCUGCGGGUACCCCGAGAGACGGGAUCUGAUGAUGUUGCGGAAUGACCUGGUACAACACUUGGCGACGGGACCGCGGAGUAUUAAUGACGAUGAUCUAGUAGAUAUAGAGGACGCGUCGAGACUGCUGCAACAAAGCAUGCCGGAUCCAGUGCAUCAUCACAACGCCUGUUCUAAAUGUCCAUACCUUACGCUCUGCUCCUUGCAUUUGUGGCACACAGACGGACCCACAGUGACAGAGUCGCAUCCGCUGUCUAAACUGCGCGACGAGGCGUUGGGUCAUUUGACCGCGCAACACGUGAAGUACUUCCUGCACUGGACCAGUCUGUUGAGGCUCGAGGAAAAUGGACAGACGGUUAUGUCGCCUUUACACGCCUUGUGGACGGAGAGUACUGACAAACGCGCCAAACGUGGAGUGUGCGUAACAAAUUUAAAAUUGAAAUCUGUUACGAGUUCGGGUGACAGAUUUUUACAUAUUUUUCAGAAAAAUACAGAACAUGAAAUAAGCGAUAAGUCCACAAAGGGCCCGCAAGAAGGCGAGUUCUCUAUAGUGAGCAUAGACAAGCGGCCGUGGGUAGCCGCGGGAGUCGUCGCAGUUUCAAACGCCAGUGAAUUGCAUAUACUUUUGGAGAGGGACCUGAGUCGUCGUCAAAACAAACACACGGUGUAUCACGUGGACACGUACGAGUCUUUCGCGACCACCGUUCAGAACUUGACCAAUUUAGGAGUGCUCAUGGAAGACAGCGACCGCGCCUUGAGGCUUAGAACUUUGAUAAUAGACAAAACACCGCCAGAGUUUGCGCUUAAGUUGCCUCGCGAAGUAGGUCGGCUGGGCUCGAAACUGAUGCGCUCUCUAAACAUUGAGCAGCAGCGCGCAGUGCUCAAAGCUUUGGCCAGCGAACAUUACGUGUUAUUAAAGGGUCUUCCUGGCACUGGUAAAACCCAAACGAUAAGCGUGCUCAUACAAAUGCUAGUGGCGCUAAAACUGCGCGUGCUCGUCACUGCGCACACGCAUUCCGCUGUCGACACUGUGCUAAAUAGGCUACCAAUAUCGCUUAAAAUAAUGCGCCUCGGAACAGCCAGCCGCGUCGCUUCGAGUUUGAUUCCCCGUUGUGAACAUACCCUAACGCGAAAGUGUCACUCCACCGAGGAACUCGCGCAUCUCUACGACUCUAUGGAAGUAGUGGGUGUAACAUGUCUGGGCGCCGCGCACCCGAUGUUGGCUCGCACUACAUUUGAUGUAUGCGUUGUGGACGAGGCUACACAGGUACUGCAGUGCACGGUCUUGAGACCUUUGUUUGCAGCGAAACGUUUCGUAUUAGUGGGAGACCCAGAUCAGCUCCCACCCGUGGUCCGAAGUAAGAAUGCUAGGCGUCUCGGCAUGGAGGAGAGUCUGUUCCACCGCCUGGCACGGAAGGAGGCGACCUGUACGCUGCGGCUGCAGUACCGCAUGAACCAGCCGCUGGCCAACGUGGCCAACACGGUCGCCUACAACGACAGCCUCAAGUGCGCCAAUCAGACUGUCGCGCAGGCGAAACUUGAAAUUGAUAUUCAGAAAAUCAUCUCUAGUGCAAAAGAAUCGCCCUGGCUAAUCGCAGCUUGCAGUCCAGAGUUUGAGAAUGCCGCUGUUUUCCUAAACACAAUACUUUCUGCAAAAUGUGACAAAGAGAAAGUAUUUACUAACAGAGACGAGGCGUGCGUCGUUAUAUAUUUAGUUGAAAAACUAAAACUGGGUGGCGUACUGCCUUCUGAUAUAGGCGUCAUAGCUCCAUAUCGCGACCAAGUGUCGCUAUUACGUCGCGUUCUAUCCGGAAAAGAGGUGGAGGUGAGCACUGUGGACCAGUUCCAGGGGCGAGACAAGAGUGUUAUCAUUUACUCUUGUACCAAGCGUACUGAAAAAGAAGAACGAUUACCGAAGGAUGGGGAAGUCCUCAACGAUCAACGCCGUCUAGCCGUGAGUGUGACGCGCGCCAAACACAAGCUAAUAGUGGUAGGCAACCUCCGCGCUCUGCAGCGGUAUGCUCCGCUGAUGAAACUCGUCGAAUGCUGCAAGACUAUUGCUUUGGAUGAAGAUACUAUGGCUAACUUGAAUAAAAAAUACGAAAGCUUGGUCACUUGAUGUAUUAUCAGCUAUUUUGACCUCUACUUUACUUAUUGACCUCUUAUAAUAAAAGAACGCACAAUCAUGUAGAAAAUUUCACUUAAAAACUGGACAAUUUUGCUUUAUAUUUAUGCAAAUAGUCCAAUAUUCAAUAAAAUCCCAAAUUCAGAGCAAAUUCAACCUUAAGGAUUGAGUUUAAAGUUGAUUUUGCAAAUGCAACUACUUGAAUUGAGUGCCAAGAAGUUGUGUUUGGCACUCAUUGAGUGGGGACGUUUUUUGGUCGCUGAUUGUGCAUUCACUUUUUAAUAGGAGAUAGAUGGGUCUACAACAGGGCCGGGCCUCACUUUGUAUAGGUGAUAUGAAGCUUAGACCCACCAAGCUGCUUUAAUAGGGAUCCGUGAGUUAGUUUGUAAAACUCACAAAAGAAUAAUGUAAAUAGUGGGUUUCUUUGUGACUUGGCAAAUAGGAAUCCUUUAAUUUUAUAAUUAUGCCACCUUACAUUGACUGAAUAUCCAAAAUUAUGUUUGCAGAUUAAGGUUAUAAUAUUAUUUGCCU
This is a messenger RNA of Bicyclus anynana (squinting bush brown), 4432 nucleotides long. RefSeq names its product DNA replication ATP-dependent helicase/nuclease DNA2 (gene Dna2). The record is from RefSeq and is a predicted model, not a curated record. NCBI's taxonomy places the organism in Eukaryota, Metazoa, Arthropoda, Insecta, Lepidoptera, Nymphalidae. Gene Ontology annotation, molecular function: 5'-flap endonuclease activity; single-stranded DNA helicase activity. The transcript has 23 exons. Gene Ontology annotation, biological process: replication fork reversal. The coding region runs from base 143 to 3895 and encodes 1250 amino acids. Gene Ontology annotation, cellular component: cytoplasm.